AUGAUGCUACGUUUGUUUGUUUCAGUAUUAGCUGAUAACAGUGAACAGAAGGAGAGCUGGUACGAUGAUUACUACCUAGGAGACAUCGACGACAAAGAAAUCUUUCCGCCUCUUACAUCGCUACAUAAAAGUACUGUAUCAGAUGAACAUCAGGACCUACCAGCUGAAGUCAAAGACAACGACGAUCUUUCGUCCGAUAUAAAUGAAUACAACGAAGAAAAGAAGUUUGAAGAUGAAUUAAAAAGGUACGUGAUCGACAGGAACAUUGACGAUCAGGAUGACGCUAACUUCGAUGAUUACCAGUUCGAAGAUAACAGAUUUGAUGAUGAUAACUCGUACGGUGAUGAACAAAGUGAGGAAUUUAAUCCACGUCCACUUAAAGACUUACAACGUGAGGAUGACAAAGAAAAAAGUGUCGAAGCAUCGACUGAACUACUUGACGAUGUAUCAGAAACAAAAACGAGUACAGACAAAGAUAUUCUGGAGGAGACGAAAUCAAUUUUAAGUGAAGAGACGGUAAACGACUUCGCUCAGGAUAAAACAUUGGGAGCGGAGGUUGUAAAUGAUACUGAAAACAGACAUAUUUUUGAGGAGACCAAAAAAAUUUUAAACGAAAAUUCUGGAUCGAUUGAAGAUGAUGUAAAAAAAGAUGGCGGUGAAGAAAUGAACAGUGAUUCUGAAACUAAAGAAGAUCUUAAUAAAACGAUAACAACGCCUGAAGAUGGAGGAGAGAAUGAGGAAGAAGAAGACACCGUCGAUAAAGCUUAUAGUGAUUUAAUGCAGGACUUGAACAGACUACAUGGAACAUGGAAAAAAUUAAACGAAGCUGCCGAUGACGUUGAUGACGACUACAGUGACAGUAAUGAAGAACAAGAUAUGGACGGAGACUACGAGGAAAUAGGUGACUCAGAACUUGAGAGACUAUUUGAAAAGAGUUCAAAAAGUAAACAAGAAGAUAUUGUAGCUGCUAAUGAAAUACUCUCUGAAGAGACAACAGCGAGUCAAGCAAAAACAUACAAACCUCUGCCUUACAUUAAUGAUGCGCUAGUGGCGAGUGAUGUUGACGGAAGUUUAUCAAAGAGUAUUAACACUACAAGUGAUAGUAACAGUGACAGAACUACAGAAGAGUCAACGAUCACGGAGACCGUUAGGGCUUCUGGAGUCACCGAGCCCAUGUCUGCCACCGAAGCAGAAACAACACUGAAACCAGAAAUAAAUGAAAUGUCGAUAGCCGAUGAGGACGCCGCCAUAAUGAAGUUCAUAAAACUCAAUCCAUCGAUACUAGAUGUUAAAGCGAGUGAUGUCAUUAACGCUACUAACAUUUGGCUGACAGUGAACGGUUCAGUGGAAGUGACGUCACCCGACUACCCGUCUCCCUACCCCACCAACAACACCGUGGACUGGAUGUUCCAAGGAGCCGGGCAAGGAAUUGAAUUAAAUAUAACUGAAUUCAGCAUCAACGGUUACUUAGGAGAUUACCUGUUGGUUAAACCAGGUGGAGUGGACUCAUCUGGUUCCUCGGGCCUCAUCUUCACGUAUUCUCUCCGCUCCGAGCGUCGCUACAGAUUCUUGGACGUCGAUAAAAUGUUCGUUCGUUUCGUGGCCAAUCGUGGGAACCAGUUAUUCAAAGGUUUCAAGUUCAGCGCGCGUAUGGUCGUCGAUCGUCCAGAGGCCACACCAGAGCCCGAGGAAGACCCCCCUACUCCCGAGCCUCCAGCCACCAUCACCGUCAACCUGGGCGGGAUCUCUCUCCAGGACUUCAACCAGGUCGAGGAACAAUUCCGUUUCAUCAUAGCAGACAUGGCGACCAUGUACAUCAACACUAAAGGAAUCGACGCGGGCCUCAAUACAACGUGA
Molecule: messenger RNA, 1857 nt
Organism: Danaus chrysippus (African queen)
Lineage: Eukaryota; Metazoa; Arthropoda; Insecta; Lepidoptera; Nymphalidae
Source: the annotation of a GenBank genome assembly